Myripristis murdjan (pinecone soldierfish) is the source of this 837-nucleotide messenger RNA. RefSeq names its product succinate dehydrogenase complex assembly factor 3 (gene sdhaf3). Gene Ontology annotation, cellular component: mitochondrion; mitochondrial intermembrane space. Gene Ontology annotation, biological process: mitochondrial respiratory chain complex II assembly; succinate metabolic process. Bases 221 to 598 code for a protein of 125 amino acids. The record is from RefSeq and is a predicted model, not a curated record. The transcript has 2 exons. Lineage: Eukaryota; Metazoa; Chordata; Actinopteri; Holocentriformes; Holocentridae.
CAGGAGAGAAUGUCAUUUCCUGGAUAAACAGAGGUGAAUGUUAAGUAACUAUCAUUGAAUGGUGGUUCCCAGCGUUUAUGCUCAGUGCUCUUGGACUCCUACUUCUCCACAUGUUAGCUGAAACUCUGCAGCUGUAUUUCAACAUGUUUGCUUCAUAGGAAAGGCGCUAGUGAGUUUUCAUUAAGCAACAGAGACUGAAAAUACGCUAUUCUCUGUCUUCAUGGCGACCUCUGCCCAUGUCUCCAAAGUCCGCUCUUUGUACAAGAGGAUUCUCAUCUUGCAUCGAUUCCUGCCGAUAGAUUUGAGAGCGAUGGGCGACCAGUAUGUGAAAGACGAGUUCAGAAGACAUAAAAGUGCCUCUUCAUCGGAGGUCAAGUGCUUCAUGAGAGAGUGGGAGAACUACAAGGACACGCUGCAGACUCAGAUACUGGAAUCAGCAGGAGAAGAACGAAACCCAGUCAAGUUCGGGGCCGAGCUACCAGAGAGGAAACUCAAAGACUUCCAAGAUGAGCAGAUAGGCCAGCUGUAUGAGCUCAUGCUGGAGGCCACCAAACCCAACAGACAGUUUAAUAUCCAGGAGGACAAUGUCAAGAAGUGAAGCCAUUGUGGCAGACUUCUGGCAUAUGACACACCAAUGGACAAGGAAGAAGAAAAAUAGAAAAUUCAAAGAAUGGCCAGCAAUUCAUUCAGAACGCUAAUAAAGACCCUGAGUGCUUCAGAUGAAAUAAUUUAAGCUAGUGUACAGGCUUUUAAGAAUAUUUGAUUAUAUUAAAGUACUGUGUAAUAUCUCUGUUCUUGUCUUUGACAAUAAAAUAAGUUCUUUAUGGUUCACUGCAA